GGCCCCGCCGGCCUCCUUGGAUAAGGAGCGGCGCAUCCAUCUGCAUUUCCGGGUGUCGUACCACACAAAAUGGGGCCAGAGCAUCGCGCUGGCGGGGACGGGCGCGCUGCUGGGCAACAUGGACUUCUCCCGCGGCGUCGAGCUGUCGUGCCGCCACGAGCGGGACGAUCUGAUUUGGGAGGCGCUGGUCAGCCUGCCGUGGCAGCCUGAAUACAAAUACAGGCGAGAGUAUGCCGUCGUGCGGCGCGACGGGGAGGGGCGGCUUGUGGCGGAGCAUGAGGAGAUAAUCACACGCAGCGUGGUGCUGCCGCCCCAGCUGGAGAACGGUGACGUCAUCGACCUGUCGGACUGCUGGAUGGACCGCUCCUACCCGGGAUCCAUUUUGGACUCUUGCGCCUUCACAAAGCGGGAAGGGGGCGUGCCGCUUGCGCCCUCGGCGGUGGUGGUUCGGACGGCAGGACGCAACUCAGACCCCAUCUGCGGCCCUGCCACUGCGCAGGUCAUCCGGCGGCGGCGCGCCGGCUCGCAGCAGCAGCAGCAGCAGCAGCAGCAGCAGCAGCAGCAGCAGCAGCAGCAGGCCGCCCCCGGCCGCGCCUCCGCCGGCAGCGCGCGGGGGCCCGCCGGCGGCGGCUGCGGGGCGGGGGGCGUGCCGCGGCUGGUGCCGGUGGUGGCGGAGGCGGUGGUGCGGUUCAAGGUCAAAGACCUGAUGCUGGAGGACGGCGAGGUGCGCGGUCAAACGUUUGACCAGGGAGUUUGA
Molecule: messenger RNA, 757 nt
Organism: Monoraphidium neglectum
Lineage: Eukaryota; Viridiplantae; Chlorophyta; Chlorophyceae; Sphaeropleales; Selenastraceae
Exons: 5
Molecular function (GO): starch binding
Source: RefSeq, a predicted model, not a curated record